CUGUGAAAGAAAGGUCGUAGCCGAGCUAUAUAUACAGAUCACUACUGACAGACCAACAAGGGCAGCGUCGCCCGUCGAUCGCCACACAUGGGGUUCCUCCGGCUCCUGCCACUCCUCCUCCUGCUCCUGCUGCCCCCAAGCCUCCGGGAGUACCUCUCGCCGGCGAUCAACCGCAUGCCGGAGGAGGAAGGUUAUGGAAGUACUAGUAGUACCGCUGCUCCCGGCGGCGGCGUCCUCCACCCGAUGGUGCUGGUGCCCGGGUUGACCUGCAGCGAGCUGGAGGUGCGCCUCACGGACGCCUACCGCCCGACCCUGCCGCACUGCGGCGCCAUGAAGGGCAAGGGCUGGUUCGGGCUUUGGGCCAACUGCUCCGACCUCCUCGCGCACCACUACGUCCCGUGCUUCGUGGAGCAGAUGAGCCUCGUCUACGACCCCGCCGCCGGCGACUAUCGGAACCUGCCCGGCGUCGAGACGCGCGUCCGCAACUUCGGCUCCUCGCGGGGCUUCCAGAGGAACCCAGUAUUCACGGAUUGGUGCUUCGAGGUCCUCAGGCAGGAGCUGGAGAGGAUCGGGUACCGCGACGGCGACACCCUCUUCGGGGCGCCCUACGACUUCCGCCACGCCCCGCCGGUGCCCGGCCAGCCGUCCGAGGUCUUCUCCCGCUACUUACGGCAGCUGACGCGCCUCAUCGAGGACGCGAGCAGGAGGAACCAGGGCAGGAAGGUCAUCCUCUUCGGCCACAGCUUCGGCGGCACGGUGGCGCUGGAGUUCGUGCGGAGCACCCCGAUGGCAUGGCGGGACCGGCACAUCAAGCACCUCAUCCUCGCCGCGCCGCUCCCGCCGGGAGGCUUCAUGAAGUCGGUGCAGUACUUCGCGUCCGGGACGGACCUCCUCUUCAUCCCGGGAGUCUACCCGCUGGCCCUCACCCUGCGGCCCAUGUGGCGGACCUUCGAGUCCGCCGUCGUCAACUUUCCAUCGCCGGCGGUGUUCGGGCGCAAGCCGCUCGUGAUCACCAGGGAGCGGAACUACUCCGCCCACGACAUGAUGGACUUCCUCGCCGCCACCGGGUACGGCACCGCCGUGGAGCCAUUCAGGAGGCGGGUAGUCCCCAAGAUGGACCACUUCCAGGCGCCCAUGGUGCCGACGACGUGCCUCAACGGGGUGGGGAUCGAGACGCCGGAGCAGCUCGUGUACUGGGACGGCGACUUCGACGCGAACCCGGAGACAGUGAACGGCGAUGGGGACGAGGAAAUCAAUCUAGUCAGCAUGCUGGCAUUCGAUGAGCAGAUGCGCCGGCAGCCGAAGCAGAACAAGCUGUUCAAGACGAUCAAACUUCAUGGGGCUAGGCACGGUACGAUUGUGACGGAGGACUGGGCGCUGAAGCGAGUCAUGCAAGAAAUCCUUGAAGCCAAUCGUAUCUAGGGCUCUAGGCGAUCAUAAAAGAAUCUAUAUAGUGAGCUUUCAGGCAUGCAGCUAGCUAGAUGGUUAGAUCUUUAUAAUUGUUAGCAACAGAUUGUGCUUGUAACUGUUUGGACUUGGUUCGUCCGUGUAAGUAGCUGGUAUACCGUGCAUACGUAGCUAGUGCUGUUGUGCAGUCAGUGGUAUAAAUGCCCGGGCGCACAGACCUUGUACUCUAUAUAUAUGUACAUCAAGCACAUGAAUACAAUUGUUGUUGCUUCAGUCGCA
Molecule: messenger RNA, 1686 nt
Organism: Panicum virgatum (switchgrass)
Lineage: Eukaryota; Viridiplantae; Streptophyta; Magnoliopsida; Poales; Poaceae
Product: lecithin-cholesterol acyltransferase-like 1
Exons: 2
Coding region: 88-1422 (444 amino acids)
Biological process (GO): lipid metabolic process
Source: RefSeq, a predicted model, not a curated record